Messenger RNA from Camellia sinensis, 2659 nucleotides. RefSeq names its product DNA glycosylase superfamily protein. Gene Ontology annotation, molecular function: DNA-3-methyladenine glycosylase activity. Lineage: Eukaryota; Viridiplantae; Streptophyta; Magnoliopsida; Ericales; Theaceae. Gene Ontology annotation, biological process: base-excision repair. The record is from RefSeq and is a predicted model, not a curated record.
UCUCUCUCAAAUCUAGAAAGAGAAACUCACAGUCUCUCUCAGAUCACACUGUUCUCUCUUUGUUUUUCGAUUCCUCUCUUCCUCUCUCUUUCGAUCAAUUCUCUCUCUCUCUCUCUCUCUCUCUCUCUCAGGUACGUUCCUCCAAACCCAGACCCACUUUCCCGCAUUCUGUUUCCUGCUUCCACUUUCCCGGAAAAUAUCAUGAGAAAAUUCUCAUUAUUAUUAUUAUUAUCACCACUGUCAGCUUUUUUCUCUGUAAAAUAAAAAAGCAAGCACUAAGACAGUCCCAGUUCGAUCUUUACACUCACAAUAAAAAAGCUUAGAUUUUUAUUUUUUUUUAAUACAAUGCACAAUGGUAUCUCUACGUUUCGAGGCUCUCUGAGACUUCAUUAUUGAAAUGAACUUUCUUUACAUACCCUUUGGAAUCUCCUUACAGCUGUCUAUAUACAAAUGAGCUGUGUAUAAUCAAAGAUAUGUAUAUAUAUUAGGGUUUUGGAAGCCCUAUCUUUGGUCAAAAAGUGGGUUUCAUUUGACAGAUUUCAAUGUAUAAUAUAUAUAUAUAUAUAUAUAGAUAUAUUUCUGGGGUUUCGAGAGGGAAUUUGAAGUUUAAAUUCUCUGGAAAUGGCGGUUUGAUGUGAUUUUGAGGGUUUCACUGAGUUCUAGAAAUAGUGGAAAGUGUAAUAUGUGCUGAUUUUGAGGGUUGAAAUCUUUUGUUGGGGAGCUCUGAGAUUGAGGUGGAUGAAUGGUGGUGAGUUUUGGGUGGUUUUGUAUGUGCUUCUGGGUUGGUGGUUGUUUAAUUUGGUAAUUUGAGGUCCAAAAAGCUCAAAAUCUAUAUUGGUAGCUCUGAGAAGAAGAUGUGUUUUGAAUGAUUGUUAGGGUUUCGUUAUGUUUAUUGAACAUUUGAAUGAACUAAACCUGAAGUCUGGUGGAUGUGGAAGAUUUGGGGAACUUUGACAGAGAUUUGUGUAGAACUGAAGAGGUUUCUUUAGAUGUCAGGAGCUCCGAGAGUAAGAUCAUCAAACUUGGCUGAUUCGGAGGCCAGACCGGUCUUUGGACCUGCGGGUAACAAGGUACAGAGGUUGGGGAGUGCACGUAAACCCAUGAUGAAGACACUGAGAACUGAAGAGAAUUCGCUAGAAGAGGUUGCGGCAUUGGCAGAAGAGAGUAAUGGUCUUCCAUCAUCUCCUGUUGCUUUGCCAUUGACACCUUUGUCGCAUUCUGUUAGUAUUCCGUCGGCACUUAGUAGGCAAGAGCAUUUACUGCAUUCUAAUUUAUCACUCAAUGCUUCAUGUUCGUCUGAUGCAUCUUCGGAUUCGUUUCAUAGUCGUGCAUCAACUGGUAGGAUAUAUAGGAGAAAUAGUAUGCCUGUCCGUAGGAAGCAAUUGGCCAUGAAGUCAAAAAUUAGUGUAUCUGAUGCCAUUUCAGAGGCUCUACCUGGCAGCUUACAACCCAAGAAAAGGUGUGCCUGGGUGACACCAAAUACUGACCCUCGUUAUGCUGCUUUUCACGAUGAAGAAUGGGGACUCCCUGUACAUGAUGAUAAGAAAUUGUUUGAGCUUCUCAUCUUUUCGGGGGCUUUGGCUGAACUUACAUGGCCAACGAUUCUCAACAAAAGGCACAUAUUCAGAGAAGUCUUUGCAGAUUUUGAUCCUAUCACUGUGGCAAAAUUUAGUGAGAAGAAAAUAGCAGCACCUGGAAGCACAGCAAGCUCACUAUUAUCAGAGCUCAAAUUACGUGCCAUUGUUGAGAAUGCACGUCAAAUAUCCAAGGUCAUAGAUGAAUUCGGGUCAUUCGACAAAUAUAUCUGGAGCUUUGUGAACUACAAGCCUAUAAUUAGCAGAUUCCGUUACCCUCGCCAGAUUCCCGUGAAGACUCCGAAAGCAGAUGUGAUCAGCAAAGACUUGGUGAGAAGGGGUUUUCGGAGUGUGGGGCCCACGGUCAUCUACUCGUUCAUGCAAGUAGCAGGUAUAACAAAUGACCAUCUAAUUAGCUGCUUCAGAUUCCAUGAGUGCAUAACAGAAGCAGAUGAUGUCUCGGAUGGGGUUGACGAGAAGAAAACCGCUCAAGUGAUGGAAUCAGAAAUAUGCCGAGCUAUCAACGAAUUGACUUUCGCUUCAGAAUGAUGGAUUCAUUCGGCAUUCAGUCAUCGGUUUUCCCAUAUUGACUGGUACUCAGAUUUCGAUUCCUCUUAAUUCUGCUGUAGUUAUGAUGGUUGGUUGUGUAUAAAUACUUGAUAAAUUUUCUAUGCAUCAUAGAUUCCUAGAUUGUAGACAAGUAAUAGUGAACAUUUUAACUAACUUGUGGUGACCCUUUUGCCGAGGGGACCGUUGGAAAGAGAGCCUUCAGCAUAAAUGUACAACUCUUUGUACAGUUGAAAGAGGUUAGUGAUUAGGGUUUAUUUCAAAAAAAAAAUUGUCUGAAACCAGGGAACAGAAAACAAGAACCAUCUUUUACUGUUGUAUCUGUAUUAGGACAUGGACUUGGGACCUUUGACAGUUCUUAGUAGAGAUUGGCCAAAACCCUAAAUGCCUCUUUACCUUGCUGGACACAGCUAGAACUUUAAAUUGACAGGUCAGACCUAGCUUUUAAUGGGUGAAAAUGGGUAGAUUAGGGACACUAUGUUUCUGUGUCUCCUUGUAGUGAGAGGAGAUUUAUACUA